UAUUUAAUCAGUCAUUUACGGAGUAGCAGAGACCUCGGCAAGAAUCAUCUGCUCUGGAUCAGCAACAAAAUGGAGGAACCUGCUUCGGAAAUGAGCCCCUCUAUGGAGCGUAAAACAAAGGGGACUGAGAGUGUCCUGAUGGAGAGAGCAGACUCCCCUGUACCCAGCUGUGUUUCCAUGAAGAGUGACAGGUCAAUGCCCCCCCCACUCAACUUCAGAGAGGGACCUUUACCUUCAGAUCAAAGAGACCAAAUGGCUGAAUGCAGAUCAGAUCUACAGGAUAAACUGGGUUUAUCAUUCAUAUUGAAGUCACUAGAGGAAAAUGCUGUGAGGUUCCUGAAGGAUGAGCUGAAGAAGAUCAUGAGGUACCUAGAUCAGAAUUACCCAGAAUCCUCUGGGCCUCAGCUGGAGGAGGACAAUGACCUGGACUGUGAUGGUCAGAUGCAGAAGACCUGUGGUAGAGAGGGAGCUCUGAAGAUCACACUGUACAUCCUGAGGACCAUGAAGCAAAAUGAUCUUGCUGACAUGCUGGAGAAGAGACAGCUCAUGCUGCAACAUCAGCAGGAAAUCAAAUGUAAACUUAAGAAGCAAUUUGAGUGUGUAUUUGAAGGGAAAGCUAAGGAAGGACAGCCAACACUUCUCAGUGAGAUUUACACAGAACUCUACAUAACUGAAGGUGGGACUGGAGCAGUCAAUGAUGAACAUGAAGUGAGACAGAUUGAAACAGCAUCCAGGAAAAGGCGAACAGAAGAUACUACAGUCAAGUGCAAUGAUAUAUUUAAACCCUUAUGUGGGCGUGAGGCACCUAUCAGAACUGUACUCACUAAAGGGGUGGCAGGUAUCGGGAAAACAGUCUCUGUGCAGAAAUUUAUUCUCGACUGGGCAGAAGGAAAAGCAAACCAGGAUGUUCACUUCAUAUUUGCUCUUCCUUUCCGGGACCUGAAUUUGAUUAAGGGUGAAUACAGUCUGAUUGAACUGCUUCACCACUUUGUCCCAGAACUGAAAUCAUUUCAAUCCACUGAGCUGUUUAGGUACAAAGUCUUGUUCAUCUUUGAUGGUCUUGAUGAGUGUCGCCUUCCUCUGGAUUUUCAGAACAAUGAGAGCUGGUUUGAUGCAACAAAGAAAACGUCACUGGAUGUGCUGUUGACUAACCUCAUUAAGGGGAAUCUGCUCCCAUCGACUCUCCUCUGGAUAACCUCCCGGCCAGCAGCAGCCAAUCAGAUACCUGCUAAGUGUGUCCAUCAGGUGACAGAGAUACGAGGGUUCAGUGAUGCCCAGAAGGAGGAGUAUUUCAGGAAGAGAUUUAGUGAUCAGAGCUUGGCCAGCAGGAUUACCACACAUGUGAAAUCAUCAAGGAGCCUCUUCAUCAUGUGCCACAUACCUGUGUUCUGCUGGAUUUCAGCCACUGUGCUUAAGAGGCUUUUUAGUGAGACUGAUAGGGGAGAAAUUCCAAGGACUCUGACUGAAAUGUACACACACUUCCUGAUCUUUCAGACAAGUUUAAAAAAUGACAAGUAUAUGAAAAACCAUGAAACUAAGAUUAUGGAAUACAGCAAGGAAUUCCUUUUAAAACUUGGUAAACUUGCUUUUGACAAUCUUGAGAAAGGCCAUCUCAUAUUUUAUGAGCAAGAUCUGACAAGGAAUGGCAUUGAUGUCAGUGAAGCUUCAGUUUACUCUGGAGUGUGCACAGAAGUCUUUAAAGAGGAGUAUGGGUUGUACCAGGAGAAGGUGUACUGCUUUGUGCAUCUGAGCAUCCAGGAGUAUUUCGCUGCUUUAUAUAUGUUUCUGUCAAACUCAUCAGCUGACCUCCUGAAGACUGCAGUGGAUCAGGCAUUAGAGAGCAAGAAUGGACACUUGGACCUCUACCUCCGCUUCCUCCUGGGCCUCUCAACAGACUCCAGUAAGACUCUGUUACAAAGGCUACUGGGGCCGACAGAAACCAGCUCACAUACCAUUAAGGAAACAGACCAAUACAUCCAUCCAUCCAUUUUCCAAAUCACUUAUCCAUCAGGGUCGCAGGAGGUCCAGAGCCUAUUCCGGAAGCCAUGGGCACAAGGCAGGGAACAACACAGGAUGGGGGGCCAGCCCAUCACAGCCGCCCAAUACAUCCAUCCAUGCAAUUUCCAAACCUCUUAUCCAUCAGGGUCGCAGGAGGUCCAGAGCCUAUUCCGGAAGCCAUGGGCACAAGGCAGGGAACAACACAGGAUGGGGGGCCAGCCCAUCACAGCCGCCCAAUACAUCCAUCCAUGCAAUUUCCAAACCUCUUAUCCAUCAGGGUCGCAGGAGGUCCAGAGCCUAUUCUGGAAGCCAUGGGCACAAGGCAGGGAACAACCCAGGACGGGGGGCCAGCCCAUCACAGCCGCCCAAUACAUCCAUCCAUUUAAUUUCCAAACCACUUAUCCAUCAGGGUCGCAGGAGGUCCAGAGCCUAUUCCGGAAGCCAUGGGCACAAGGCAGGGAACAACACAGGAUGGGGGGCCAGCCCAUCACAGCAACCCAAUACAUCAAGGAGAAAAUAAAGGAGAAUUUAUCUCCAGAAAGGACCAUCAACCUGUUCCACUGUCUGACUGAGCUGGGUGACAAUUCUCUAGUAGAGGAAGUACAAAGAUACCUGAAUUCAGGAAACAUUUCAGCAGAUGACCUCUCACCUGCACAGUACUCAGCUCUGGCCUUUGUGAUGCUGAUGUCAGAUGAGGAGCUGGAUGUGUUUGACCUGAAGAAAUACAUCAGAUCAGAUGAAGAGCACUGCAGGCUGCUGCCUGUGGUCAAGAACUCCAGGACGGCUCUGCUGAACAGCUGUGAUCUCAUAGAUAAACACUGUGAAGUGCUGUCUUCAGCCCUAAGAUCAAACUCUCCCCCCCUGAGAGAGCUGGACCUGAGUGAUAAUAACCUGAAAGAUUCAGGAAUGAAGCUGCUCUCUGCUGCACUGGAAGAUUUACACUGUAAACUGGAGAUAUUGAGGGUGGGCCGGUGUGAACUCACAGAGAAAUGCUGUGAGGCACUGGCUUCAGCUCUCAGAUCAAACUCCUUACCCCUGAGAGAGCUGGACCUGAGUAACAAUGACCUGCAGGACUCAGGAGUGAAGCUGCUCUCUGUUGGACUGGAGGACUUACACUGUAAACUGGAGAUACUGAGACUGUCAGGCUGUAGAGUCACAGAAGAAGGCUGUUCUUCCCUGGCUUCAGCUCUGAGGUCAAACCCCUCACACCUGAGAGAGCUGGACCUGAGCUACAAUCACCCAGGAGACUCAGGAGUGAAGCUGCUCUCUGCUGUACUGGAGGAUCCCAGCUGUAAACUGGAGAAGCUGAAUGUGGAUUACGGUGGAGAGUGCAGGACCAGACCAGGCUUACAGAAAUACUCCUGCCAGCUGACGCUGGACCCCAACACAGCAAACAGACUCCUGUCUCUGUCAGGGGGGAACAGGAAGGUGACAGGGGGGGCAGAGCAGCCAUAUCCUGAUCAUCCAGAGAGAUUUGACAGCUGGAGCCAAGUUCUGUGCAGAGAGAGUCUGACUGGCCGCUGUUACUGGGAGGCUCAGUGGGAUGGAGAUGCAGCCUGGAUAGGAGUGACUUAUAAAGGGAUCAGGAGGGAAGCAGGGAGGGGCUGUGGGCUUGGAGCCAAUAACAAGUCAUGGUGUCUGUACUGUAAUACUAACAGUUACUCUGUCUGGCACAAUAAUAAACAGACUCUCAUACCCAUACAGCCCUCAGACUCCCACAGAGUAGGAGUGUAUCUGGACUGGGGGGCUGGUGCUCUGUCCUUCUACAGAGUCUCCUCUGAUGGACUGACCCCCCUGCACAGAUUCACCUCCUCAUUCACUGAGUCCCUCUAUCCAGGGUUUGGGGUUUAUAGAAACUCCUCAGUGUCACUGUGACGUGUUGCUGGUUCUCCUGGCAAAAAGGUAAAAUCUCUGCUUCUUAACCUUUAUAAUCCUUUUUACUCUGAAAUGUACAGUACUGUGCAAAAGUCUUAGGCAGCCAAAGAAAAUGAUGUUUAGAUUAUCCUCCUGUUGGUGUAAAACUAUGAUAUGAUGCCUGUCAAAGUGUGUCAGCUUCGCCAUUUCAGAACCUCUGCUAAAAUCAUCCCAGUAUUUGCAGUGACCGUCCAGUGCAGCCAUGCAUUUUUGACUUGGCCACUAACAGACCUCAUACAGCUAGUCAAUCUCUCACUGACUUUUUAAACCAAUAUAUUUAAUUAUUUAAUUCAGCUGUUGGUGAAAUUUAACAAAAUCAUGGAACGGCUGAGUUGCCCCUGGGGAGAAGUUUGGGAACUGAAGCGGUGUUCAUCUAGCCAUCCAACUAGAUAUCAGUAACUUUUUAGGAAACAGAAGAAAUUAUUACUAGUUUUUAUUGUGUUACUUUUAAUUUGCACACGUUCUAAUGUUAAAUUGUGUAUUUUGUUCUAAGCCAAAGUGCACUUGCUACCCAGAUAAACAGCUGUAAACAUUUCUUUGGACUAAGACUUUUACACAGUACUGUGUGUUUGACAAAAAAUAAAUGACUGUCUUCAGUGAGCUAAAUAACAUGAAAAAUAUAGUUUUAAUAGUUUAUCUCUCUGACUAAAAUGUAAUUAAAUGUAAUCCUGAUUGGGGGGGG
Molecule: messenger RNA, 4594 nt
Organism: Brienomyrus brachyistius
Lineage: Eukaryota; Metazoa; Chordata; Actinopteri; Osteoglossiformes; Mormyridae
Product: NACHT, LRR and PYD domains-containing protein 3-like
Exons: 12
Coding region: 70-3873 (1267 amino acids)
Molecular function (GO): protein binding
Source: RefSeq, a predicted model, not a curated record